UGACUUGGCGCUGACUCCACUUUUUAGAAGUUCUCCUUUUUUGCACUGGAUAGAGAAAAAGAGAUAACAAGAAUACAAUUUGGGUAGGGGAAAUAGUGACACCAAAAGGAUCAAUUGAAGUGGACUCAAUAUAUGGACGUGUACGUAAUAGAAACACUGCAAGAAAGGAGGACUAUUUCUUUAAAUAUAUAUAUAUAUAUAUAUAUAUUUGCGAAAGCACAUUUUGAACCACUGGGGAAAGUUAAUGUUAUCUUUCUUUCAUAAUUUAAUAAUUUUCGUUCUACUGCAAGAAUCCAAACCUUACUUCAUGUAGUAGCCUAUAAUCUACAAUGUAACUCGUCAGGAAGAGAGCCAGCGAACGUGGACCCAUGGAAUAGAAACACGCUCUUUCGAAGAAAAAUAAUAAUACAAUUCUGCAUGCAUCCUAACUUUCCAUUUAUUUAAUGUGAAAAAAAGAUGUGGUAGUCUUUCACUUGUUAAUCAACUCACAAAAGCCAAGCAUGCAACAGGAACGCUUGCUGAAGGUCCUGGUCAUCGGUGACUUAGGUGUCGGAAAGACGUCAAUAAUCAAACGUUAUGUCCAUCAGAUAUUUUCCCAACAUUACCGAGCCACUAUUGGAGUCGACUUUGCCCUCAAAGUACUUAAUUGGGAUCACAAGACGGUCGUGCGUUUGCAGCUGUGGGACAUCGCAGGCCAGGAGCGCUAUGGCAACAUGACACGGGUCUACUAUCGUGAAGCUGUCGGAGCGUUGGUGGUCUUUGACAUGACCCGGGCUUCUACUUUUCAGGCUGUCCUCAAGUGGAAGAGAGACCUGGACUCAAAGGUUGCCCUGGGUAACGGCAGGCCAGUGCCAACGGUACUACUGGCUAAUAAGUGUGAUCAGCUGAGGACUGGCCUCUGCUCUAAAUUGCCCAAGCUGGAGACCUUUACUAAAGACCAUGGCUUCAUAGGGUGGUACGAGACCUCCGCCAAGGACAACACCAACAUUGACGCGGCCAUCACAUGUUUGGUCGAGAGCAUCAUGGCUUUGGAGGCCGAGAGGCCACCUGACGGGGACCCCAGAGACCCCAACGUCCUGGUCCUGCCGCGAUUUGACUACAAUCUGAAAGACAGGAGAGGGGUGGCUGGUCUGCCCGGCUGCGACAGCUGCAAUAAGAAGCUCAGCCUGCCGAGCCGGAGGGAGAUGGGGGAUAUCUGAGGGGUUAAGAUGGAGGGAUGAGAGAUAUAGGGCAGCCUAUCAGCAUAGAGCAGUCUGAAGGCGAAUAGGGCACCAUUCUUUGCCAAAGUGUCGUACAGCCAACCAACCACACGGUGCCACUGAAGUAACCAUCAAUGAAACGUGGAAUCAAUGAAACAUGAAUUCAAUAACAAGAAUUAAACUUUUAACACACUUUCCAAAUAACACUGCAUAUAUUUUCUAACUCUGUUACAUGUGCAUACUGGUGUGUUUAAUAAUUAACCAUUAACAGUCGGCAAUCAGGUAUCAUUCACGUUCAACCAGGGUUUUCAUCGGAAACUAUGUCCACUAAGCAACUGCUUGGUAUGUGGAAUCAAGAUGUUGACAAGACCCCCGCCCCCAAGAGAAAAAUACAUUGAAAAGAUGAAUUUACUUUAUCAUAAAAACAUUGAUAAAGACUUGUGUGUGUGUGUGUUACAGAUCCAUACUCCUCCAGAUUUGGGGUGUUAUUCAUAGAAUCUGUUUGCCUUGCCUCCUAGCACUCUAUUGGCUCCUUCAGGCUGCUCAAAGUGUCUGUGUGCUCAAGGUUGGUUGUUGCCAAGAGAAUAUCUUUUCUCCAGCAUGUGGGUUUCCAGUGUACACUUCCUGGAAGAACUAGCAAUGUGAUUAAAAACCAUACACAUCUCAACUUUGAAUGUCCCAGGUCCGCUGGGAGUUGUGCACAUCGAAUACACAUUCCUGCAAUUUUACACAUUUUGACACCACAGACAAUCCCGAUCAAUAGCAGUUUAGAUAAUUUCAUUCCUUGCUUCUCUGAUGAACAACAGCACACACAAGUUAAUAGCUCUGUAUAUUUGGAAUAUGAUUUAAAAAACAGACUGAAAACAAGAUAUCUAACUGACAUGAGAAUAAUGUAGGCCAGUGUUUUACACAAUAACCAAGCUGUAACACAAGAGCACCAUAAAAUAACACUAAAUAGGUUUAGCCGUUUAUUCUAUUGUCUCCUUUUUUAUUACUCACCUGUGCAUCCAUCCUACUGUCGCUCACAUCCAUCUGACAGUUCCUUGCUUCUGGCUCUGACUCACUCUGCAGAAAUCUGUCAAAUAAAACACUCUGGACAUUCCCUACCAAUGCCAAUUCAAAUCUAUUCAUGUCUUAAAUAAAGUGCAUAGCUGAAAACCUGAUAACUAAUGACAUGAGAAUAACAGACUGUAGACCAGUAGUCUACAUGACUGAUGUAACACAGAGUACUGUGAUACCUAUUACAUUAAACCAGUUUAGAGGGCCAUUUUCUGAUGUAACACAGAGUACUGUGAUACCUAUUACAUUAAACCAGUUUAGAGGGCCAUUUUCUGAUGUAACACAGAGUACUGUGAUACCUAUUACAUUAAACCAGUUUAGAGGGCCAUUUUCUGAUGUAACACAGAGUACUGUAAUUCCUAUUACAUUAAACCAGUAUAUAGGGCCAUUUUCAGCAUUCACCUACUCUCCUCUGCCUCUGGCUGAGACGUAUUUCAGUCAUAAAAUAAAGACAAACAGUGGACAUUCUCUCAGCAGUUUAAACUG
Molecule: messenger RNA, 2744 nt
Organism: Esox lucius (northern pike)
Lineage: Eukaryota; Metazoa; Chordata; Actinopteri; Esociformes; Esocidae
Product: Rab32_Rab38 domain-containing protein
Exons: 5
Coding region: 501-1199 (232 amino acids)
Biological process (GO): vesicle-mediated transport
Cellular component (GO): trans-Golgi network; Golgi apparatus; vesicle
Molecular function (GO): GTP binding; GTPase activity
Source: RefSeq, a predicted model, not a curated record